GAAGUAAACAAGUUUUAUAUCCUGUAUGAGAUUCUCCUGAACUUUUACUUCUGUAUGUUUUGUUAUUUUGUACUGUUGAUAACUUCACGCCAGCUGGAGCUAUGAGCGCCAUUAUUCCUCGCAUAGAGCAGUUGUCUGCUAGAGUGGUUCGGGUUUUGGGCUGUAACCCGGGACCGAUGACUCUGCAGGGAACCAACACUUACCUGGUCGGCACGGGCAAAAGACGGGUGCUGAUAGACACGGGGGAACCUGCUGUGCCUGAAUACAUCAGCAGCCUGAAACAGGCACUGAAGCAGUUCAGCACCAGCAUCCAGGAGAUCAUCGUCACACACUGGCAUCACGACCACACUGGUGGAGUAGAAGAUAUCUGCAGGGACAUAACUGGUUCUGAGGUCCGAGUCAGCAAACUGCCUCGCUCCAACAAAGCAAGAGAGACAGCAGGAAGCAAAGACUACAAUUACCUAAAAGAUGGAGAUGUUGUUGAGACGGAGGGAGCCACACUCAAAGUGCUUUUCACUCCGGGCCAUACUGAUGACCACAUGGCCUUGGUGCUGGAGGAGGAGCGGGCUAUCUUCUCUGGAGACUGCAUCCUGGGCGAGGGCACGGCCGUGUUUGAAGACCUCUACGACUACAUGAAAUCUCUGCAAAUCCUGCUGGACUCGGAGGCUGACCUCAUCUACCCUGGCCACGGACCUGUGGUUCAGGAUGCUGGCUCUAAGAUCAGACACUACAUCAGUCACCGGGACCAAAGAGAACAACAGAUCCUGGCAGCCAUUCAGGAUGGAGCAGGAAAGCCUUUCAGUUCCAUGGAGCUUGUCAAGAUUGUGUACAAGGACACACCUGAACACCUGCACCAAGCAGCUAAUGUGAACCUGGUUCAUCACUUAAAGAAGCUGGAGAAAGAAGGCAGAAUCAGUCUUGUGAACGAAUCUUCACAGAGCAGCAAAUGGAAGAGUAAUCUGUGACGUCCACUGACAGUGAGAUGAAAUGGAGCGUUGGGCUGGGAUUUCCAAGAUCAACAGCUGAUGAUUUUUGAAUGCGAGAUGAUUGUUUUCAGUGCUAUGUUUGUGCUGUACACCAGUGCUGAUUGAGAAAUGUUCUAGAGGAAAAAUCUGUUGUAUUAGUCACACCCGUUGCUUCAGAUAUUUCACAACUCAAAACACACAAGGCACAGAAAACAAAGGGACUCACCAGGACUGAGCUGCGGCCUGUGUUAUAGUUAAACAAGGCUAAAAUUUGCUUCAAGGUCAGCCGCCUGUGGCCGCAUGAAGACUGAACCUCAUCCUGAAGUGUGAUCAGAGUGCUACACUUCCCCUGCCCCCCCCUAAUUAAAACUGCUUAACUGCUCCUAUGUCUUCUUUUUUUGAGUUGAGGGUGUUAAAGUGAGCUUUUUGUGUUGAUUUAAAAAUAAUUGUCAGCAUUGUCUUCCAUUUAACAAUACUUUCUGGUCAUGUAAGUGGGAUAAGUAGGAUUUAUACAGUAUAAAAUGAAUGUACUGUACUUUAUUUUACUGAGUUUUGUAUAUUAUGAAGCCCAGAAAGUAAAUAAUUUCAUUACAUUUGUCAUUGAGUUGUUAUUUAUGAGGCUGGCACUUCCCUAUCACAGGUGUGUUAUUGCAAUAUCUCAAGAAAGGUUUUAUGUGGGUAAAAGGAAAUUCAUUGCUUAACUGUUCAGCUGUUUCUGGGUAUAGAAAUUGUUUUAUGCAGGCACUCGGUUAAGAAAGAUUUGCCAAAUAAAGCAUAGAGUGUGUGUAUGGGAAUGGGAACUGGGGAAAAUAAAACAUUUUGGUGCUUUCUCA
Molecule: messenger RNA, 1798 nt
Organism: Neolamprologus brichardi
Lineage: Eukaryota; Metazoa; Chordata; Actinopteri; Cichliformes; Cichlidae
Gene: lactb2
Product: lactamase, beta 2
Cellular component (GO): mitochondrial matrix
Molecular function (GO): RNA endonuclease activity; single-stranded RNA binding
Source: RefSeq, a predicted model, not a curated record